ACAAAAGCCUGCAUAUUCUUGUUUCCUUACGGAUCCCUCUGCUCUCGACUCUUCUUUCGAAGAAGCAUUCUUAGAGUGAUUCCUGAACCCCAAUUUGCUUGGAGAAUUUCGCACACGCUGUGCUUCUCGUCGUCAAAAUACUUCUGAGACUGGCAUUUCUUACUAUUUGGAGCAACGGGCAUCGAUCAAGAUGGCUGACCCUAAGUCUGACUGAGACGAAGGUACUAGGAUGUCUAUGAUUAUCGAAGGUCUAGAGGAAGAAAGACGCAAGUUUGUUGACGCCCGUAAUCCGAGAGACCUAAACAAAUUACGUGAAGCUAUCUCUCGUGCUGAUUCGUAUACUAUUAAUAAUUCUACAUUGAGCCUGCAAAACGUUUUUUGCGAGCUCAAGGAUUCCAUUUUAUCGAUCUUGGACAAAAAGUCUUCUCCUGUAUCUCAACGUCGGAUACAUUUUGAGGCUUCCUUUGUCUCUUAACUCUAACUGACUGACUUCCGACUCGACUUAUAUCACUUCUGGCUUUUACUUCUCACUCUUCCAUGACUCUCUCUGGUUUCCUUUUCUGUCCCAGAGGAUGGUUUUACUGUUAACGUACUUGACUCCCCUCCACUCAAGACCUUGGCAAUUUCUCUAUGUUUACCCCUUCCACUACUACUGUUCACUAUCCGGCAUAAAUGUCAAGAUAAACAUCUCCGGCAAUUCUGUUAUGUCUUCUCAUGCCGCUGCUAUGAUACCCUUGGUCACUCCUCCUAAAUACUCUGGCUCUGCCACUGAAGAUCCUACGGCC
Messenger RNA from Umbelopsis ramanniana AG, 785 nucleotides. RefSeq lists its product as uncharacterized. NCBI's taxonomy places the organism in Eukaryota, Fungi, Mucoromycota, Umbelopsidomycetes, Umbelopsidales, Umbelopsidaceae. The transcript has a single exon. Bases 230 to 475 code for a protein of 81 amino acids. The record is from RefSeq and is a predicted model, not a curated record.